Larimichthys crocea (large yellow croaker) is the source of this 3141-nucleotide messenger RNA. Its product is annotated as ATP-dependent 6-phosphofructokinase, platelet type. Gene Ontology annotation, molecular function: 6-phosphofructokinase activity; ATP binding; identical protein binding. Gene Ontology annotation, biological process: canonical glycolysis; fructose 1,6-bisphosphate metabolic process; fructose 6-phosphate metabolic process. The transcript has 22 exons. The record is from RefSeq and is a predicted model, not a curated record. Lineage: Eukaryota; Metazoa; Chordata; Actinopteri; Sciaenidae. Gene Ontology annotation, cellular component: 6-phosphofructokinase complex; membrane; cytoplasm. The coding region runs from base 148 to 2529 and encodes 793 amino acids.
GGCGGUGACCACUGCGGUCCAAAUACUCCAGAGUCUCUGCGCCCGCAGGUACCGACACUGUCUGACUCUCCUCCAGGUUUGUCCUCUCCUUGACAGGCAGGUGACAGAGACCCCCACCUCCUCCCCUCCUCUCUCAGGUGGACAGGCAUGGCUGGCGCGGCGGCACCGAAGCGGCAGGACACCCGCAAGUUCUUCGAGAAUCUGUCCGGGGCCGGUAAAUCCAUCGCGGUGCUGACCAGCGGAGGAGAUGCGCAAGGCAUGAACGGGGCGGUCCGGGCCGUCGUCCGGAUGGGCAUCUACGUGGGAGCGAAGGUCUACUUCAUCCACGAGGGCUACCAGGGCAUGGUGGACGGUGGAGACAACAUCAAAGAGGCGACAUGGGAAAGUGUCUCCAGCAUGUUGCAAGUGGGUGGCACGGUCAUCGGCAGCGCCCGCUGUAAAGAGUUUCGUGCCCGCGAGGGACGCCUGAAGGCCGCGCACAACCUCGUGCGGCGCGGCAUCACCAACCUGUGCGUGAUCGGUGGCGACGGCAGCUUGACCGGAGCCAACAUGUUCAGGGAGGAGUGGAGCGGCCUGUUGGACGAGCUCCUGCAGCAAGGUCUGAUCGACGAGGAGGCGGUGCGCAGUAACUCCGUGCUCCACAUUGUCGGCAUGGUCGGCUCCAUCGACAACGACUUCUGCGGCACCGACAUGACCAUCGGCACCGACUCGGCUCUGCACAGGAUCAUCGAGGUGGUGGACGCCAUCAUGACCACCGCUCAGAGCCACCAGAGGACGUUUGUGCUGGAGGUCAUGGGCAGGCACUGCGGAUACCUGGCCAUGGUCAGUGCCCUGGCGUGUGGAGCCGACUGGGUUUUUAUCCCAGAGAUGCCUCCUGAAGACGGCUGGGAGGACAGCAUGUGUCAGAAACUGUCUGAGAACCGCUCUCAGGGUUGCAGGCUGAACAUUAUCAUAGUUGCUGAAGGAGCCAUUGACAGACAAGGACAACCCAUUACCUCUGACUUUGUGAAGGAUCUCGUGGUAAGCCGCCUGGGCUUUGACACCAGGGUCACCAUCCUGGGUCAUGUGCAGAGAGGUGGAACCCCGUCUGCAUUUGACCGGAUCCUGGCCAGUCGUAUGGGUGUGGAGGCAGUGCUGGCGUUACUGGAAGCCUCUGCCAACACCCCGGCCUGCGUCGUGUCUCUGGUUGGCAACCAGGCUGUCCGACUGCCACUUAUGGAGUGUGUUCAGAUGACCCAGGAGGUGCAGAAGGCCAUGGAUGAGAAGAAGUUUGAGGAAGCGGUGGCGCUGCGUGGCAGGAGCUUUGAAAACAACCUGAUCACCUACAGACUCCUCUCCCACCGGAAAUCAGACUCCGAGCUCCCGACUAGCUCCUUUAACGUUGCAGUGUUGAACGUCGGCGCCCCGGCGGCGGGUAUGAACGCCGCCGUGCGCUCUGCCGUCAGAGUGGGAAUCACCGAAGGCCACAAAAUGUUUGCUGUAAACGACGGCUUCGAGGGAUUCUACAAGGGACAGAUCAAGGAGUUUAAAUGGGGAGACGUUGGUGGCUGGACUGGCCAAGGAGGCUCCCUGCUCGGGACCAAACGAACUCUGCCAGGGAAACAUCUGGAGAAGAUCGCUGAGCAGAUGAGGAUUCAUAACAUCAACGCUCUGCUCGUCAUCGGAGGAUUUGAGGCCUUUGAGUCCCUACUGGAGCUGUACGAGGCCCGAGCCGACUACGAGGAGUUUUGCAUCCCGAUGUGCAUGCUGCCUGCCACCAUUAGUAACAAUGUCCCUGGCACCGACCUCACUCUCGGCGCCGACACGUCCAUCAACACCAUCGUGGAGACGUGCGAUCGCAUCAAGCAGUCAGCGAGCGGCACCAAGCGCCGGGUCUUCAUCAUCGAGACCAUGGGGGGCUACUGCGGCUACCUGGCCACCGUGGGCGGUCUGGCUGCAGGCGCCGACACGGUCUACAUCUACGAGGAGCCGUUUGACAUCCGGGACCUUCAGGCCAACGUGGAACAUCUGACGCAGAAGAUGAAGACGAGCAUCCAGAGAGGCUUAGUGCUCAGAAAUGAGAACUGCAACGAGAACUUCACCACCGACUUCGUCUACCAGCUGUACACCGAGGAGGGACGAGGAGUGUUCGACUGCAGGAAGAACAUCCUCGGUCACAUGCAGCAGGGAGGAUCUCCGUCACCCUUUGAUAGAAACUUUAGCACUAAAAUUGCAGCUAAAGCCAUUCAGUGGAUCACACGGACGCUCAAGGACUCUUACAAAGGAGGGCGAGUGUUCGCCAACUCGGAGGACACCGCCUGCCUGCUGGGGAUGCGUCGCAGAGCUCUGGUGUUUCAGCCCGUGUCACAGCUCCGUGACGAGACCGACUUCGUCCACAGGAUCCCGAAGGAGCAGUGGUGGCUGAAGCUCCGUCCGCUGAUGAAAAUCCUCGCCAAGUACAAGACGAGCUACGACGUGUCCGACUCCGGCCAGCUGGAGCACGUGACCCGGAUCCGACCCAAAGAGACCAACACCUCUGCGACCAUCUGAACCGGCGGAGGGCAGAGAGAGAGAGAGCGCUUCACUCCGACAGGAAGAACAGCUUCACCAACAGUGACAGCUUCUCACACAAUGACUGACUGACUGCAGAUACAUUAAGGUAGAUUAUUAAAGAUCAUGAGGUGUCAGGUUUAUCAUGGUGCAGGCAGAGGAGCUCUUUAUGUAGCAGAGCUGAGAUAUUCUGUAUUUUCUAGAUUCCCCAAUCAAAGUUCUAAUAAUUAAAUAUAUAUCUAAGCACUCCUCGUCAUGUAUCGUAGAAGUAUUCAUGUUUUAGUCAUUAAACUGUAGCUGUAUGAAUUUCUUUUUAUUUUCUGCAGCACUUUGAGCCCCAUAAUUACUGCAAGCUGCUCAUAAAGAGCAUCGACAAAACAUCCAACUUGAUAAACUUGAAGGGAACCGUGACCAUGCUGACUGUGUGUGUGUGUGUGUCCUAUCGCCUGCUAAGUGUGUGUCUGAGUGUGUGUUGUGUUGUUGGCUUUGUCUCUGUCAGUAUCUGUGAGUUGUUGCCGUAGCUUGGCAGUGAAGAAGUGGCGGAUGUCUGAAACUCGUACGCGACAUUAACUGUAUGUGUCACUGAGUAAUAAAUCAUGUAUCGUGUGGAAA